Messenger RNA from Ananas comosus (pineapple), 1369 nucleotides. RefSeq names its product aquaporin NIP1-1-like. Gene Ontology annotation, biological process: transmembrane transport. The transcript is spliced from 6 exons. Gene Ontology annotation, cellular component: membrane. Gene Ontology annotation, molecular function: channel activity. The record is from RefSeq and is a predicted model, not a curated record. Lineage: Eukaryota; Viridiplantae; Streptophyta; Magnoliopsida; Poales; Bromeliaceae. The coding region runs from base 7 to 978 and encodes 323 amino acids.
GUCCGUAUGCCUCCCUCUUUCUUAGUUGGUGCCAAUAUAAAUAGAAACCCAAGUUUGAGGCUUUUCCCUUACCCUUGGAGUAGCUCUUUUUGGCUAGAGCCUCUUUUUAGUGUCUCUCACUUUCUUUGGGUGGUAGAGAGAGAGAGAGAGAGAGAGAGAGAGAGAGCUAUGGAGGAAGCGAGAGGAGGAGAGGAGAUUACAAAUGAGAUUUCCAAAAGCGAAGGAUGUUGCUCAGGAAUCUCUGUACAUUUCAUACAAAAGAUCAUUGCGGAGAUACUUGGUACAUAUUUCUUGAUUUUCGCCGGGUGCGGCGUGGUGGCCGUGGAUUUGAGCAAGGGGGGUGCCGUGACUUUUCCCGGUGUAUGCACCGUCUGGGGGCUCACCGUCAUGGUCGUGGUGUACUCUGUCGGGCACAUAUCUGGCGCCCAUAUCAACCCUGCUAUAACUAUCGCCUUUGCUUCUUGCGGAAGGUUUCCAUGGAAACAGGUGCCAAUGUACAUCAUAGCCCAGCUAGUGGGCUCGACACUCGCCAGCGGAACGGUGCGUUUGUUGUUCGGCGGCGGGCACAACCGCUUCUUCGGGACAAUCCCGACGGGGUCCAACGUCCAAUCUCUCGUCCUCGAGUUUAUCAUCACUUUCUUCCUGAUGUUCGUCCUCGCCGGAGUCGCCACCGACAAUAGAGCUAUUGGAGAAUUGGCUGGGUUGGCCGUGGGAGCCACUGUCCUACUCAAUGCGCUCUUAGCUGGGCAGAUAUCAGGACCGUCGAUGAAUCCCGCGAGGACCCUGGGGAAUGCGAUCGUGUUGCACCGGUACACCGGAAUUUGGGUGUACAUGGUGGGCCCCACUGCCGGGGCGGUCGCUGGAGCAUGGGCUUACAAUCUCAUCCGGUUCACCAACAAGCCCCUCCGGGAGAUCACCAGGAGUGGGUCAUUCCUCAAAACCCUGAGAAGAGAAUCAGAAUUUGAUGGAUCCAAUUAAUUCAUCUCAUUAAUAAAAAAAAUUAUCUUAUAUAUAUAUAAUUGAUUUAGAAUAUUUCUAAAAGUACCAAACUGUUAGUGCUUUUUUGAUUUCUAGCUCUUAGACGGAGAUGUUGAUGUUGUAGUUCUUAGAUGGAGAUCUAAGGAUUAGAAAUCUAAAAGCACUAAGAAUUGGUAUUUAUAUAUAUAUAUAUAUAUAUAUAUAUAGAAAGAGAGCGACUGGAUUAUGGUGUGACGUUGUUUGGUAUGUCUUAGUAAAAGAGCUUUGGCUACGUGUCAGUGGAUAUUUGGCUUAGUAGGAGAAUUUUAUCUCCUAAUAGAGUUUUGUUCUUUAUGUUAUAUGAACUAUCUUAUGAUUAUAAUAUAGUUUGGGUGGGCCGGUGUACUUAUUA